AUGAAGGUUGACAAUGGGAAAGACUCUGUGGAGGUCACAUGGAGAGGGUGCCAUUUAGUGUUUGAAAGUCCGGUUCGGUCCGGUUUUUUGAUGCCCAGGGGCGUUAACCGUAACCGUAACCGGUCUGCCUUUUCCCCAGAAGUCAAAAGACCAGACCGGACCGCAAAAAGACCGCAGACCGCGGUUUUUUGCGGUCUAUAGACCGGUUUCGGUCUGCAUCGGUUUUAACCGGUUUAUGACUGGUCUUUAGGCCAAUAUUUUAAAAUUAUGAAUCGGUAAAUUUAUUAACAUCUCUAAUAGCUUCAAAACGAGCCCAAGAACGUUAAAUUCCGUUAGGAAUUGGUGCUUCUAUAAAAUAAGUCUGGUACAUCUAUUAUUCCCAAAAGUAAUUUACA
This is a messenger RNA of Laccaria bicolor S238N-H82, 395 nucleotides long. RefSeq lists its product as uncharacterized. Bases 1 to 201 code for a protein of 66 amino acids. Lineage: Eukaryota; Fungi; Basidiomycota; Agaricomycetes; Agaricales; Hydnangiaceae. The record is from RefSeq and is a predicted model, not a curated record. The transcript has a single exon.